Messenger RNA from Aspergillus ochraceoroseus IBT 24754, 609 nucleotides. RefSeq names its product alpha/beta hydrolase. The transcript has a single exon. The coding region runs from base 1 to 609 and encodes 202 amino acids. NCBI's taxonomy places the organism in Eukaryota, Fungi, Ascomycota, Eurotiomycetes, Eurotiales, Aspergillaceae. The record is from RefSeq and is a predicted model, not a curated record.
AUGUGCACCGGUAAAGAUGCGAGUAAUGGCUCUGAGGUUAACCCUAAUCAUACGAUUUGUGCUUCCGGUGGAUACGCGCCGUUUGCAGCCCAGACCGAUCUACGUAUUAGGGCUGUGGCUACCGCGGCGGCAGUCUGUGUUGGAACUAUGACACGGCGGGGAUACGAAAAGGACUCGUCAAAUAUGGAUGUACUGAAGACUCAAUUGGACGCUGCAGCAAAGGAUCGAAAUAGCGACGCCGGUGGAGAGAAGGUGCCGGUUGUGCACAUGUUGCCCAAUACUCUCGAGGAAGCGCCACCAAACUUUCCUGACUCCUUCCGGGAUCUGGCCGACUACUACCGCACGCCCAGAGGUUUCCAUCCUCGCGUCGACAACACGACCUUGCCUAGGAGUUGGGAUCUGAUGGCCAACUUCGACGCGUUUGCAUUCAACUCCAUGAUCAGCCCGCGGCCGUUGUUGAUGAUCACGGGCACCCAAGCGGCCACGAAGUGGUACAGUGAAGAUGCCAUUGCAAAGGCGAAGGAACCUAAAGAGCGGUUUGUUGUCGAUGGCCUAACACACGCAGACCUGUACGAUAAAGUCGAUGUUUCCGGGGGCAACGGCGGCUGA